GGCGCGCGGGUUAUUUGCAAUUUGUCAACAACGCUAUUGUUGCAAAUGCUAAACUACGCUAACCCAAACAUCACUUUGGACGUAAAUGCUUUUAGUAUAUCCGUUCUGUGCUAACCAAAACUAAGCGUAUCAAAUGCCGCACACAGAGGGCUCAUCCAUUAUUUGGUAUUACUGAAAAUCCAAAAAGAAAAGACGCUAGCAAGUUUGGUUAGCGUUAGCGGUUAGCCUGGGUUCGACCCUAAGUUACCAAAAUACUACAAGAAAAGCAGCCUUAAAUGGAUGGGAACUACCCGGCCCUGAAAAGGCCCAAAAAGAAGCUCAUCUACCCUACAACAAAAACGUGUCUCCCUAACCAAUGGACACAAGAUAUAGUUUCUUUGGAAGACGUUGAUAAGAUGUUUGAUGGCUUGGAUUCCAAUGGGGGGGACUUCCCUUCGCCAUCUCUGGAAAUUCACAUUCCCAAACACAUAGAUAUAACUGUGACACCUCUCCCCGAAGAGCUGUUUGAAUGUCCAAUAGUUGCUAAUGGAGAGAAUAAAAGCCUCACUCCAGUCAGCCCUGAACUUGACAUUGAUUCAGAGACUCCAUUUAAAGCCCAUGGGCCAGUGAAGACAUCCAGUCCAAUAGAAGGAAAUGCAAUACAGCAUAAAAACAAGCAACAAAGGAAAGUGGACAACUCCGCUUCACCAAUUCUCUUUGACUGUGCAGAAGAAAAUCAGGAGACUGUUGAAAAGCUCUCUGAGAAACCACAGCACUGUAACCGCAGGAAAAAUGAAAGUGAUGAUUCUAUUUUUGAAACCCUUCCAAAAAAAUCUGCCUUUGAUGAUAUGUCAGCACAGAAAACCAAAACGGCCCCAGUGAGGCUGACACCUUCAAGUCCCCUUGUAUCUCCAGUGGGACUCGAGGCUACACCAGCAUCCCCAGAAAAACAAACUGAACAUGUACAGGUGCACACCAGGGUCAAACAUGACAUGACCUCUUUUCUCCAGAAGCUCAGAGAUGCUGGGCAACCCAAACCUGCACGUGCUGGUUUGUUACAAGCCAAAGUCAUGCCUCCAGUACCAGAGCCAGAACCUGAAGAUGACUUUCUUAUUUUAGAGGAUGAUGCUCCUUUGUAUGUUUCCAUCCCAAGUAAAUCCGCCAAAAGCUUGAAAGAAAAACACAUUAAAACAUCGAGUUCUGACAAAGAAACUAAGGACACUGUAGGAGAAGAACAUACAACAGGUAAACUGCAGGGCGUUGAACAGGAUCAGAAUAAACAGGGAAGUCAGGCUUUGACUAAAAAAACUAAGAAAAAAACAAAAGGCAAUGUCUCUGAAUCUACUUUGGCUGCUUUUGAUAAAGAUUCAAAUGUACCAGCCAUUGUCGAGUCCAGUGAUGCAGAGAAUCUUUUAGAUUGUGGCAAAACAAAGAAAAAAAAGAUACAAAAAAUAAAAGGCCCAUCUAAAAAUGACAACAACCCAGAGUGUGUAGGCAAAGGCACAGACACAGAUGAUGGAAAGCCUUUGAAGAAAAAUAAGAGUAAAGGAGAAAAGACUGUAGAAAAGAAAGGAUCAAAACCUGCAAAUAAUAAUGGGAACUCUCAAAGGAAGAGGACUCCUGCAAAUGAGAGCAGAAAAAGAGCAAACAAAGCCAGAUCUGAUGGAUGGGAGAAGCAAAGUCAGGGGCUCAAUUGUGACAGUCAGCCCAGUGAUGAAUUUCCUGUUUCAGAGGUCAACAAUUUGGAAGUUAAGUCAACUGGGGACCUGGAGGAUGUUAAUUUACAUCCACACAUACUGUGUAGUUCAAUGGAAGGGACUUCAGAUGAAGGCGACAGAGUGUUGGUGAAACGGAAAAGGAAACAGACUGGACAAUGGUGGAUGAGCUGCCCUCAGAACCCACAGCAACAACCCACAGACAAACAACCAACGGUGAAGAAGACUAAACGUGUUAACAAGGACUCAAGUGCUCGUUGUGUGCCACCUGGAAAAGCAGCUACAGAUACAAGAAAGAAAAAUAUGAAAGCAUCUUCAUCUUCAUCCAGUGACGGUCAACGACAAAAAGCUGAAAAGAAAGAGUUUAAGAAGGGAACUCUGAAAAGAGCGAGGCCAGUCAAGAGGACGUCUGAAGAUUCAGAUGAGGGUUUUCAGAAGCUAAGUCAGGAUAGAGCUCUAGACCAAGAUUCUGAAUCCAGCCCAUUGUUUUUUCCACACAAAGAACGCAUGUCCUCAGGGGAACAGGUGUUUCCUAAAGUGUACCAAAACGGUGCAAGUGAAAAACAGUCCUCUAUACCUGAAGGACUGCUGAAGCCACAAAGCGAAGAAGCCACAAAGCGAAGAAGGAAAUCCCCUGGAAACUGGUGGCAGGUCAGCCCCACAGCAGAGGACCAAGAGAUGCCCCCCUCACAGCCUCAGCAGCAGAAACCCAGGAAACGCAAAGCUGCUGGGGAAAAGAGAAAAUUGACAAAAAACCCUUCUGCGCUUUCUCCUUCAAACCCACUAGAGGGAGCUACUAAACAGAAAAAACGGUAUUUGGCCACAUAUACUGACCUUUGCAGCACAGUCAAUGUGAGCACAUCUAUAAACAGAAAAACUGAGUCCAAAUUAAAGGAGCACAACAAUGUAAAGUCACCUUCAGCUGAAGAUUUAGAGGUUGCACAUAAUGUUGUCACUAUGGAGACCAAUGACUCUCAAAGGGCGCAGGACCAGUCUUCUAGUCAGAGCAUGAUACAGGAGAGCACGUCAAAAGUCAUCAGAAGUGGCCCAUCCUCUAUGAUUGGACUUGAAAACUUUGAGGAAGAUGAUGAAGAUAUUGUGUUGCCAUCAUCCACAGUUCAGCCUGCUCUGUGUGCCUCUGAUCUGUGCUCCCCUCCUCUCAGACCACUUUCCCUACAGUCCAAAGAUAAGGUCAAUCUCCAGGACUGGCUCAAGUCUCUUUGGCCUAUAACAGACCUUAAGCAAAGAGGCCCUGAAAUCACACCUGAUGAUUUUGAGUGGUAUUGUUACCAAGGCAGAGCUUUAGGCAUCAUGGUGGACUUGCAGUCGGGGUCCCUCUGCAGUGGUAAGAUGCUGCUGGGCUCCUUCAUGAAGAAGCCUCUGUGGGUGGACCAUAUUGCCACAACAGUUUUCAAUUUAUUAACAAGCUCUGUAAGUUUAAUAGUGGAUUGCAAUAAAUCAUACUACAGUGCAGGCCAGUCCUUUAUGGUGCCAUCUGGUCACGCCUACAGCAUCCACAACCUGACCACCCAGCCUGCCGUCUUUUACUUCACCAGGCUUUAUGCUGAAGAGUCAGACCAAUAGGGGCUGGACAAUCAGCUGUCUCAGCUGUGUAAAAUGUAUAUUAUUUUGGGUUCUUAAGAAGUGCUUCUUUUAAAUUUGUUGUAUUCCUUUAAAAAUGCAUAUUGUAAGCUAUGAGAUUGAAUACUGUUAAAAUGUAUUUUAAAAUGUAGGUCUGUAAGUAUUUCAGUAUUUGUCUUUUAUGAAUUUCAGAAUGGCCUCAGCUUCUUUUAAAACUGUUCUUUCAGUC
Molecule: messenger RNA, 3504 nt
Organism: Periophthalmus magnuspinnatus
Lineage: Eukaryota; Metazoa; Chordata; Actinopteri; Gobiiformes; Gobiidae
Product: ankyrin repeat domain-containing protein 36A
Exons: 16
Coding region: 276-3278 (1000 amino acids)
Source: RefSeq, a predicted model, not a curated record